AUGUCCCAAGUAUGGUUGCCGCAAAAUGCCUGCACAGGGGAGGAGCUGAGUGAGAAACCAAGGCCGAAGGGGUCAGAGAAGUUUCAGGGAAGAUGCUUGCAUGGGGCCUGGGUUGGGCAGUGGCUCUCUGUACGGAGGAGGGGGUCACAGCACGUCAAGUCGGGCUGGGAGAACACGCAAACGUGGCGCUUAAAAAGUACUGAGUCGGAGCACACUGUUUCAACUACAAGGGGAGCGCAAGGCCAAAGCGGUGUGCGCGAGGGCGUCCCCGAGGCGGGAGAGGCGGGGUGUCUCGCGCCUCCUCACCAUGGCCCCGAGACAACCAACCAACAGUACCAGGCCCGAACAGAGCACCAAGAGCAGGAGAGACAGAAGGGACCGCGCCAUCGGGUGAGGGGCGGAGGAACACGGAGGCCCUGCGGCUCUGCCCGGGCGGCUCCGCCCGGGCGGCUCCCGCGCCACCUAGGGGCUUGGCCCCGCCCCGUGCUCGUUACCUCGCGAGAUUUCGCGCAGGCCUCCCUCUUUCGUCUCGGCAGCCGACAUGGUAGGUGGGCCCUUUCUUGCCUCCGCUUCCUUGCCGGCCGGGGUUUCGCGCUCUUCUCCCGUGGCUCCGCGGCCACCUGCUCCGGACGUUGGCUAGGUUCUCCUGGCAGCGCAUGGUCGCCCGGAGAGCAGGAUGGCGGGCGUGAGCCUGAGGCGGAGCUGGGAGCCUGGGGCCGCGUGUCCGACCCGGCGUUCGGAUCUCGAACUGCUGCACGCGGGCCGGGGUGCGGCCCCGGGCGAGACUGCAACUUCAGCUUUGCCGAACUUGCUAGAGAGCAGGCCCUUGUCCCCCCAGGCCUGCCGCCCUCUCAGGGUGCCAGGCAUUGGCCCCUGCUCGCUUUCCUUCGGCCUUACCACCGGGAUCUUUUCCCCACACAGCCAUCCAGACUGAGGAAGACCCGGAAACUGCGCGGCCACGUGAGCCACGGCCACGGCCGCAUCGGCAAGCACCGGAAGCACCCAGGAGGCCGAGGCAAUGCGGGUGGCAUGCAUCACCACAGGAUCAACUUUGAUAAAUAUCACCCAGGUUACUUCGGGAAAGUUGGUAUGAGGCAUUACCACUUAAAGAGGAACCAGAGCUUCUGCCCAACUGUCAACCUUGAUAAGCUGUGGACGUUGGUCAGUGAGCAGACACGGGUAAAUGCUGCCAAGAACAAGACUGGAGCUGCUCCCAUCAUUGAUGUGGUGCGGUCGGGCUAUUACAAAGUUCUCGGGAAGGGAAAGCUCCCAAAGCAGCCUGUCAUCGUGAAGGCCAAAUUCUUCAGCAGAAGAGCUGAGGAGAAGAUUAAGGGCGUGGGGGGAGCCUGUAUCCUGGUGGCUUGAAGCCACACGGUUCAUUAAAUGCUAGCAAAUGCUUUUC
Messenger RNA from Lepus europaeus (European hare), 1402 nucleotides. It is a transcript of the gene RPL27A, whose product is annotated as ribosomal protein L27a. Gene Ontology annotation, molecular function: structural constituent of ribosome. The transcript has 6 exons. Gene Ontology annotation, biological process: translation. Lineage: Eukaryota; Metazoa; Chordata; Mammalia; Lagomorpha; Leporidae. Gene Ontology annotation, cellular component: ribosome; cytosolic large ribosomal subunit. The coding region runs from base 1 to 1365 and encodes 454 amino acids. The record is from RefSeq and is a predicted model, not a curated record.